GGAGGGGGAGGCGGUGGCGCGGGGCGGCCCCGCCGAGGAUGCUGCGGCUGCGCUGCAAGGCCCGCAGCGGCACCCACCCGCUGCCCGGCCUCACGGCCCACUCCCGCCUCCGCGACAUGCAGGCAGCCCUGGCUGCCCUCACUGGCGUCCCCGCCACGGCUCAGCGCCUCCUGCUGGGUUUCCCGCCGCGGAGCCUGGACCUCAGCGACGGCGAGAGGAGGCUCGGUGACCUCGGGAUCCACUCGGGCGACACUCUGAUAGUUGAGGAGGACGUUUCCAAGCCCAAGCCCGACUCGCCCGUGGUCGCCAAGAGAGCCAUGUCUCACCCGCUGAGGGAAGCUGUGCCCGUGCUGGCCAGGAGGGUCGUGCCGGCAGACAACUCCUGCCUCUUCACCAGCGUUUACUACGUGGUGGAGGGAGGCGUGUACGACCCGGGCUGCGCCCCGGAGAUGCGCAGCCUCAUCGCCCAGAUCGUCGCCAGCGACCCCGAGUCCUACUGCGAGGCUGUCCUGGGGAAAACCAACAGGGAAUACUGUGACUGGAUCAGGAAAGAAGAGACUUGGGGAGGAGCCAUCGAGGUGUCCAUUCUGUCCAAGUUCUACCAGUGCGAGAUCUGCGUGGUGGACACCCAGACCGUCCGCAUCGACCGCUUCGGGGAGGACGCCGGCUACACCAAGAGGGUCCUCCUGAUCUACGACGGGAUCCACUACGAUCCCCUGGAGAGGAGGAUCCCCGACACGGACAUUCCUCCCCAGACCAUCUUCUCCGCCGCCGACGACGUGGUCCUGGCGCAGGCCCUGGAGCUGGCCGACGAAGCCAGGAGGAAGAGGCAGUUCACCGACGUCAACCACUUCACGCUGAGGUGCAUGGUGUGCCAGAAGGGACUGACGGGGCAGGCGGAAGCCAGGGAGCACGCCAAGGAGACUGGGCACACCAACUUCGGGGAGGUGUGACGCCCGCGUGAGGACGGUCGCUUCCACUACCUCACCACCCCGGGACGGCCUCCCGGGCGUCCCGGUAAGCUGUACGUAACCCCACAGUUCCGUUCACCGAGGCUUGAGACGCGAGUUGAGGGCUGGCCCAGGCACGCAGCUCGGCUCUGCCUAAGGACUCCGCCGAUGGAUCUCACAUAGGAAUCUCCUCGCAUGCUGAUCUCUAGGACUUUGGCAGGUGGUUGGUUGGUGCUGGCAGCUGAACGCUUGGUGGCUUGAAAGAGCCUCCCCCUUGGUGGGCAUCGUCUGCAGCAGAGACA
Dryobates pubescens (Downy woodpecker) is the source of this 1252-nucleotide messenger RNA. RefSeq names its product YOD1 deubiquitinase (gene YOD1). Gene Ontology annotation, cellular component: nucleus; cytosol. The record is from RefSeq and is a predicted model, not a curated record. Lineage: Eukaryota; Metazoa; Chordata; Aves; Piciformes; Picidae. Gene Ontology annotation, molecular function: cysteine-type deubiquitinase activity. The transcript is spliced from 2 exons. The coding region runs from base 39 to 953 and encodes 304 amino acids. Gene Ontology annotation, biological process: endoplasmic reticulum unfolded protein response; protein deubiquitination.